Molecule: messenger RNA, 2238 nt
Organism: Sesamum indicum (sesame)
Lineage: Eukaryota; Viridiplantae; Streptophyta; Magnoliopsida; Lamiales; Pedaliaceae
Gene: PKP3
Product: plastidial pyruvate kinase 3
Biological process (GO): glycolytic process
Molecular function (GO): potassium ion binding; pyruvate kinase activity; magnesium ion binding
Source: RefSeq, a predicted model, not a curated record
AGGAAAUUGAAAAUAGAUGGUCUCAAACCCUGCCAAGUGUAAACCCUGCUACAGAGAAUCUCAGAGUUGCUAGCAGAUUCAACAGUCAAUUCUUCCUCAUUGCCGCUGCCAUUGCAGUCUCUACUUCUUUACGUUUGUUUCUUGCUUAAUCAUUCCCUCUCCCUUUCUCCCUCGCACCCUUUCCGCCCGCCCUUGUAUUCCUGUGAUUUUCUGUACUUCCGUCAAUCGGUGUUUUCCAAUGGCGGCGACGGUGAACCUGCCAAGGGGGGUACCUGCUUUCAAUUCUCAAGCUGGUUGCCUGUCCUCUGCCAAAAAGAUCAGCGAGUUUUUCUUUCAGUGCAGACUGAGGAGGACCAGUCAAAGAGUUGACCUUUAUAGGUCUACCAAGAUCAGCAAUAGCUGCAGCAGCUACGGGAACAGGGAAUCUAAUGCCAUGGCUGCUGCGUUUUCGCCGAAUGGCGUGGCACUCCCGUCUACUGAUGAUGGUCUGAUGCUGACACGGAUUAAUGUAAAUGCUCAAAGAAAAACAAAGAUAGUCUGUACAAUUGGUCCUUCCACCAGCUCGCGUGAUAUGAUCUGGAAACUGGCAGAAGCUGGAAUGAAUGUGGCACGUUUGAAUAUGUCUCAUGGAGAUCAUGCAUCACACCAGAAAACCAUAGAUCUCGUCAAAGAAUACAAUGCACAAUUUCAGGAGAAAGUUGUUGCCAUAAUGUUAGAUACCAAGGGUCCUGAGGUUAGGAGUGGAGAUGUGCCACAGCCGAUCCUUCUCAAGGAGGGACAAGAGUUCAAUUUUACCAUUAAAAGAGGAGUUAGUACUGCUGAUACUGUUAGUGUUAAUUAUGAUGACUUCAUAAAUGAUGUUGAAGUUGGUGACAUUCUACUGGUUGAUGGUGGAAUGAUGUCAUUAGCUGUGAAAUCAAAGACAAAUGAUGUGGUAAAAUGCGAAGUAAUUGAUGGCGGAGAACUGAAAUCAAGGCGACAUUUAAAUGUGCGGGGGAAAAGUGCAACUCUGCCUUCAAUAACAGACAAAGACUGGGAAGAUAUUAAAUUUGGCGUGGAUAACCAAGUCGAUUUCUAUGCUGUUUCUUUUGUGAAGGAUGCUAAAGUGGUUCAUGAAUUGAAAGAUUAUCUCAAGAGGUGCAAUGCCGAUAUUCAUGUGAUUGUAAAGAUUGAAAGUGCUGAUUCAAUCCCAAAUCUUCAGUCUAUCAUCUCUGCAUCUGAUGGGGCAAUGGUAGCUCGUGGUGAUCUUGGAGCUGAACUCCCAAUUGAGGAGGUUCCUUUGUUACAGGAAGACAUUAUAAGAAGGUGCAGAAGUAUGCAAAAACCAGUUAUUGUAGCUACAAACAUGCUAGAGAGUAUGAUUAAUCACCCAACUCCAACAAGGGCUGAAGUGUCCGACAUUGCGAUUGCAGUACGAGAAGGUGCUGAUGCAAUAAUGCUUUCAGGAGAAACAGCCCAUGGGAAAUUCCCAUUGAAGGCUGUUAAAGUGAUGCAUGCGGUGGCAUUGAGGACUGAGUCAAACCUACCAAUCAUCAUAAGCUCACCACCAGGUCAAUUUGCAGCCUACAAGAGCCAUAUGGGUGAUAUGUUUGCGCUCCAUGCCACCAUAAUGGCCAACACUCUGUCAACUCCCAUUAUAGUCUUCACAAGAACAGGUUCCAUGGCCAUAACUUUGAGUCAUUACCGGCCAUCCUCAACAAUAUUUGCUUUCACUAAUGUAGAAAGGGUGAAGCAGCGUCUGAUCCUUUAUCAUGGAGUAAUGCCUAUAUAUAUGAAGUUUACAGAUGACGUGGAGGAGACUUUUUCACAAGCUUUGAAGCUUUUAUUGUGUAAGGGUCUGGUGACAGAAGGGCAGUAUGUCACUCUAGUCCAAAGUGGAGCACAGCCCAUCUGGCGUCGAGAAUCUACUCACCAUAUUCAGGUUCGCAAAGUGCAGAGCUGAUUGAUGUACUAGUAAAGCUUGUUGUGUACAGAAAAAUAAUUGCAUAAUUUUAUGACUCGAACUCAAACUGAAAUAAGUAAAUAGAAUUUACAUUUUCUUUUAAUAGUAAGAUAAUCUGGACCUAGUUUCAGGGGUUUGACAUGGACUGCAAUUAGUUCUGGAUUAAUGUUGGGUACAGUUGAGAGAGGGGACUUAGUGACUUACAGAUUAGAACUUCAAGAAGGCUAAAGAGUUCACAUUUAAGCCAUUUGGUUAGUUCGAAUAGAAUAAUGAAAUCAAAUGGAAAACCUUUUACA